AUGACAACGCACUUUGUGUUUGUCGAUGCAAAGUCGAUGGUGAUCAACAUGGAAAAUAUGGAACUGGCUCCACAUGUUGUGCAAGCAACCGAUGAUAGUGGAGGGAGGAGUGCACCUAAUUCGAAUGCAGCCUCGAGUCGAGGGAUGUUUGGUGACGCCUCCGAUGAAACGAGACAAAUCAAUGCAAUCGAGCAAGUUGGGGAUGGUGCUAUGGGCACUUUGAAUUUCGCCUCAGAUGCAAACUCGCACCGAAGUCAAGGAGAUGGUUCUUCGGAAGAAAUAAGUCGGAUCCAUAUUGUCGGGCAAGUGGAAGAUGCUUCAAUGGGAUCAUCAUCCCAUAUGACAAUUUCCACCUCACCGACAAACCCGGGCUCGAUCUCAUCCUCCUGGGAUGGCGACAAUGACGAGUUUUGUGCGGAGCUAGGCAGAGUCUAUAGGCGGGAGUUUAGAGGACAGACUGUUGUUUGGCCACAUCCUGAAGAGAAUAUCUUCUCCAGUGCAUAUGUCUGUCCCUUUUCUGGAGAAUGUUUUCUAUCGGGUGCGAUGGUAGAAAGGGGCUAUGCUGGGCUAGCUGGAGACUUGCAAUGGUACCAUUCGGAAGACGAGGCAAAGACUGCAGCUCUCAAACGGUUUUUUGAUUGCCAUCACUUUCGAAGGCAAGCACCGAACUCUCCGGCAGAUAUGAACCGCCACUGUCGCGAGGUACCAUAUCGAGAUACUGGUGACCCUGUGCUUCCACCAGCAUAUGUCCCUCAACAAGCUCGACAGAGAAUUCAGUUGUACCAACAAGAGGCUUUGGCUUCGGCUGUCCCGAGUAUGGCAUCUAGCGAUAUUUCUCCACUGACCUUUAGCAAUGGCUCACUCACGUUGAGGCCACCGGAACAAGAUACUAGAAUGCCUCCACAGAAUGGUGUGCUUGUUGCACCGUUGGUAGAUAGGAAUGCAAGAAGCGUUCUGAAUGAACGCUAUCAAGAUGGAAUCAUCAAUGGUCAUCACGUCCAGCAGUGCUCCAUCCCAGAUGCCAACUUCUUGGUGUACAAAAUUGGGUCUAGUGAUCAACCCUACUUUACAUGCAUGUUUGUCUGCCCACUUUUUGGCUAA
Cylindrotheca closterium is the source of this 1101-nucleotide messenger RNA. The record is from the annotation of a GenBank genome assembly. NCBI's taxonomy places the organism in Eukaryota, Bacillariophyta, Bacillariophyceae, Bacillariales, Bacillariaceae.